Molecule: messenger RNA, 3572 nt
Organism: Darwinula stevensoni
Lineage: Eukaryota; Metazoa; Arthropoda; Ostracoda; Podocopida; Darwinulidae
Source: the annotation of a GenBank genome assembly
UAGAAGGUGAUAUUUUCAAAUUUUCUCUGUAAUUUCAGGAUCAAAGAAUUCCAGCUGAUGUUGUGUUGUUGAGAACAUCCGAGAAGAGCGGAACUUGCUUCAUUAGAACUGAUCAACUCGAUGGGGAAACUGACUGGAAGUUACGCUUGCCCAUUCAAAGCACACAAAAGUUGGAAGAUGAUCAUGAAGUGUUUGAAAUUGAUGCCAGGGUAUAUGCUGAGAAGCCCCAAAAAGACAUCCAUAGCUUCAUUGGACGCUUUACCAGUGAAUCUGAAGGGUGUGAAUCCCUGAGCCUUGAAAAUACUAUGUGGGCAAACACUGUUUUGGCUCAUGGUACUGCUCUGGGCUUAGUCAUCUAUACAGGUGUUGAAACCAAGUCUGUCAUGAACAACUCCAUGCCUCGCAACAAAAUGGGCCUUAUCGACCUUGAGCUCAAUAAUCUCACAAAACAGAGCUUCACUUCUGAAAUUGGGUUUUUCCUUAGCUUGAGGGUGAAUUUGGAUGUGGGAAAGCUGUAUUAUUCUUCCCUGAUCCAAUGGGACAAAGAGAUCCCUGGAACUGUGGUGAGAUCCACAACAAUCCCAGAAGAAUUGGGUCGCAUUGGCUAUCUUCUAACAGAUAAAACAGGAACACUCACAUGCAACGAGAUGGUGUUCAAAAAACUGCAUAUUGGAAUUGCUUGUUAUUCUGUGAACAAUUUUGAAGAGGUUGGAGAAAUGUUCAGGGAAGGUCUCAAGACGAAAGAAGACCCCCCAGCUGAGGCAGUUAGUCGUGGUGUGCGCAUAAGGUAUCAAACAAUCCAAAAGGUGACAGACAGUGUGAAGGCAAUAGCAUUGUGCCACAAUGUUACACCAACCUACCCUGAGAGUGAUAUCAGUAGUAAUGCAGAAGUAGACCAGGACCUCUCAAGAUCUGGUGUUCGAGACUAUCAGGCAUCCAGCCCUGAUGAAGUAGCUCUGGUACAGUGGACUGAGCAAGUUGGUCUCGCUUUGAUUCAAAGGGAUUUGAAUAGAAUGACUCUUCGUGCUCCUGAUGGCAGCUUCAUGCAUUAUUCAAUUCUACAGCUGUUUCCCUUCACUUCUGAAAGCAAGAGGAUGGGCAUUAUCUUGAAAGAGGAGGAAACAAGUGAGAUAGUGUUUUACCUGAAAGGAGCAGACAUGGUGAUGUCAUCCAAAGUCCAGUAUAGUGAAUGGCUGGAUGAAGAAAUUGAGAACAUGGCAAGAGAAGGCUUAAGGACCUUGGUUGUUGCUCGUAAGGUCCUCACGCCUGAGAAAUAUGAUGAAUUUGCUAAACGAUACCAUGGAGCAAAGCUGUCAACAACUGAAAGGCAAGCACGAGUUGAUGCAGUGAUAGAAGGACUGUUGGAGAAAGAUAUGGAACUGCUCUGUGUCACAGGGGUUGAGGAUAAACUUCAAGAAAAUGUCAAAUUAACCCUAGAGCUUCUCAACAAUGCAGGAGUCAAGGUUUGGAUGCUCACAGGUGACAAACUAGAAACAGCUGCCUGCAUAGCCAAGAGUUCCUGCCUGGUCUCUCGCAAGGAAGAAUUGCACUUUUUCCCUAAAGUCUCCAAUCGUACUGAAGCACAUCUGGAACUGAAUGCAUUCCGAAGGAAAAGUAACUGUGCACUUGUAAUCACUGGCUCAUCGCUUGAGGUCUGCCUACAAUCCUACAAAUCUGAAACACUUGAACUGGCAUGUGCCUGUCCAGCAGUGGUUGUGUGCCGUUGCUCACCAACACAGAAAGCACAGGUUGUGGAGUUAAUCCGGGAGCACACCAGGAAGCGAACUGCUGCCAUUGGUGAUGGGGGGAAUGAUGUUUCCAUGAUCCAGGCUGCUGAUGCUGGUAUUGGCAUUGUUGGCAAGGAAGGACGUCAGGCUUCCUUAGCAGCUGAUUUCUCUCUCACUCAAUUCAGCCACAUUGGGCGCCUCUUGCUGGUGCAUGGACGUUACAGCUACAAACGUACAGCUGCAUUGAGUCAGUUUGUGAUACAUCGAGGAUUGAUCAUCUCUGUGAUGCAAGCAGUCUUCUCUGCUGUUUUCUUUUUCUCAUCUGUUGCUCUCUAUCAAGGCAUCCUCAUGGUUGGGUAUGCAACUCUCUACACGAACUUCCCAGUGUUCUCCCUUGUACUUGACAAAGAUGUCACUCCAUCUGUGGCACUCACAUACCCAGAGCUUUACAAAAUGCUGUCAAAGGGCAGGUCUCUAUCCCUAAAGACAUUCUUCAUAUGGGUGUUGAUAAGUGUAUAUCAAGCUCUACUCCUGUUUGAAGCAGAGUUCAUCCACAUUGUGUCUAUCAGCUUCACAGCUCUGAUUUUUACUGAGCUUGCCAUGGUGGCGCUGACAGUAUGUCGCUGGCACUACUUGAUGGCUGUAGCUCAAUUGCUCUCCCUCAUCACAUAUAUUGUUUCCAUGUUUUUCUUCACUGACAUCUUUGAUCCAAACUUCUUAUGGAGUGUGGAAUUCCUGUGGAAGACAAUUGUCUUGACAGUUGUCAGUUGUGUUCCUUUGGCCAUGGUCAAGUUCAUCAAGGGAAAGAUAUCACCACCCACUUACACCAAACUAUCCCAACAAGGAGAUAUGGAUGCCAAGGAAGACACCAGGGACAUGAUUACUCCAUCUGAUGUGGAAGGGGAGGUGACUGCUGAAAAUAUCCCCAGAACACAGAAUGCCCCCGGAACCCACUGGCUGUUGGCGUCCUUCAUGGUCGUCAAUGCAGCUUUGGGUGCUGGACUCUUGAAUUUUCCUCAGGCAUUUGAUCAUGCUGGUGGCAUCAAGGCUGCCAUAAUCAUUCAAGCAUGUCAUGUGAGUGCAAUUCCCAUAUACUCUUGCAUCAAGAAGAGGAGUGUUUCCACAUUUGCAAGGAGUAUUGGAUUAGCUUUAUCCCUCUGCAUUCUCACAUAUUCCCUUGCUGGAACUUUUGGUUACCUCACAUUUGGGUCUGGAGUGGCCAGUGAUAUCCUCAUCAUGUAUGAUGCCAAGGAUCCCUUGGUCAUCAUUGGUAUCACUGCAUUGGCCAUCAAAAUGUACACCACAUACCCCAUCCUCUUGUUUUGUGGCAGAGAAGCAAUACUAGAUCUUUAUUAUGAGGUGUACCCUCUUGCAAGUCUGUCUGGGAACAAUCAGAAACAUCGAAUCUUGGUGGCAACCACAUGGUUCCUGACAUCUCUUCUCUUGGCUGUCCUCAUACCAAACAUCACUGACAUCAUUGACUUCCUUGGCAGCCUUGCAGCUGUUUUCAUAUUCAUCCUUCCUGGACUCUUCCUCCUGCAUAUGACUUUAAAUGGAAACGAUCAUCCAGGAACUUUUUCAUGGUGGAAAAUCAUAUUGGCAUCAGUCUCCAUCACCCUUGGAACGUUUUUAUUUGGCUUGGUAUUUGUGCAAGCUGUUGAGGAAGACCUGUCUCAUCGUUCGGAAGGCAUCCAGUUAUGCAUCUGAUUCUGUGUAUGAAUGUGUGCUGAAAUGCACAUUACUCAGGUUGUUAAUUUUGCUAUGUAUGUGCCUGACUUGAUCACAUGAUCUGAUGAUACUCCAGUUUAGACAAAAUAAAUUUGAAAUUCAAUUUGUACACUUUCA